GUUUGGGAAAUGGUCUUAUCAUGACCUCAUUUGUCACCCCUCCAUCCCCUCAGCAACCACAGCCCAGAGAGACAUCUGCUGCCCCUCCUGCACUUGAGUAGGGUAUUAAAUCUCCCUCCACCGCCUAGAAUAUAUAGAGGAUAUGCUCUUCUUGCUCCCUUCAUCAAACAGCACACCCCUCCCACAUAUAUAUACAUACAUACAAACAGGCUACUCACCUUAAGUUGUCAAACUCCAUAUUAUAUAUACACAUCUCACUCAUAGAGGGAGCUGAGAGAUGGAGGGUGCUUGCUUUGAAGAUGAUGAGAGACUGAUUCAAAUGGUGCAAGACUUCAUUGAAUCAGACUCGUCAUCAUCACUCUCAUCAUCUGCUAAUUCUAAUGGCUCUUUCUUCCCUUCAUCCUCCUCCGAUGAUCACGACGGCGGCCACCGCUCCAAGUACUCAGCCUUGAGGGACAUACUGGAGAGGGCAGAGACCGGAGCAGAGGCCGAGGUUCUUGCCAGUGUCAUGAAGCUCAUGAGGAGGAGGACGAGGAGGAAGGGAUUGAGCUGCAGGGACCAUGCCAGCACCAGCACCGCCCUGAAGAAGUGGCUUGUCCUCGGCCUUCAGAUGGAUGGCUACCUCGCCUCCCUGUGCCAAACCUCUUGGGUCACCUCCCUCGGCUGCCCCGGCGGCGAUUACGAGUACAUCGACGUCCUGAUUCCAGAAGGUCGGAAUGAACGAGAGCAUAGCUGCAGACUGAUUGUGGACAUCGACUUCAAGUCCCAGUUUGAGGUCGCGAGGCCAACGCGGACAUACGAGGUGCUCACGGACAUACUCCCGGCGGUGUUCGUAGGGACCGAGUCCAAACUCAACGGGGUAAUCUCAAUCCUGUGCUCCGCUGCCAAGCAGUCCCUAAGGGAUAGGGGCCUCCACGUACCGCCAUGGAGGACCGCCGUUUACAUGCAGUCCAAGUGGCUCUCGCCGGUCAGCUGCAGCCGGUCACUUCCGGGGGUGGCCACACCACCGGCCACGUACUUCGUCGAAGAUGAUAAUGAUAGCAAAGCAAUGAAGAGCAAGAUGAUGUGGGCAGGUCGUCCUCCUCUUCCUCCUAGUAAGGGUGCUGUUGGGGUGAAGGGGAAGAGGGGGGAGUUGAGGAAUGGGUCUGCUCUGUCUUCUCAGUUCUCUAACAUGAGCAUCAAUUGCUGCUAAUUAAGAGAAUUUUUACUAAAAAAAAACAGAGAGAUGUUUCUUUUUUUGGAGGGACAGAUGAAGAAGCAAAUCUGUCAAAUUUUGGCCCCUUUUGGUUAUGAAUCUUGUUAUUUGAGGUUUUAGCUUAAGUAAUGUGAGGAUCUGGAUGAUUCCUUUUUUUAUUAGGAAUAGCAAUGCCAAUUGCCAAAUAUUAUUCUUUUCA
Messenger RNA from Punica granatum (pomegranate), 1394 nucleotides. The record is from RefSeq and is a predicted model, not a curated record. NCBI's taxonomy places the organism in Eukaryota, Viridiplantae, Streptophyta, Magnoliopsida, Myrtales, Lythraceae.